Messenger RNA from Diorhabda sublineata, 5312 nucleotides. RefSeq names its product E3 ubiquitin-protein ligase MARCHF6. Bases 170 to 2812 code for a protein of 880 amino acids. NCBI's taxonomy places the organism in Eukaryota, Metazoa, Arthropoda, Insecta, Coleoptera, Chrysomelidae. Gene Ontology annotation, cellular component: endoplasmic reticulum membrane. The record is from RefSeq and is a predicted model, not a curated record. The transcript has 7 exons. Gene Ontology annotation, molecular function: zinc ion binding.
AUUUGUCACCUGUCAUUUAUGUGUAAAAGAAAGAUAAAGGUGUCCUCAAAACAUAUAAUUAUUUCUUUUCAAUUAAAAAGACAUAAAUUUCACAUUUAAAAUAUUUUUCAAUGGAUUUAAAUCUAUAGCUUUCGUCAACAUUAUUACCUAAUAAUUAAAUUAGUUAGCAAUGAUGGAAGAAGCAUCAAACGCUGAUAUUUGCAGGGUGUGCAGAUCUGAAGGUUUAUCCGACAGACCUCUGUUUCAUCCUUGUAUAUGUACAGGAAGUAUUAAGUGGAUUCACCAAGAAUGCUUGAUGCAAUGGAUGCGAUAUUCUAGAAAAGAAUACUGUGAACUUUGUGGUCAUAGAUUCUCAUUUACUCCUAUUUAUUCCCCCGAUAUGCCUAGGAGGCUACCCGUUAGAGACUUAGCUGCUGGUUUAUUGUCUUCAAUUGCAACUGGAGCUAAAUAUUGGUUCCAUUAUACUUUAGUAGGUACUGCUUGGUUGGGAAUCGUACCGUUAACAGCUUGCAGAAUUUACAGGGCUUUGUUUGCUGGUACAGUCGACGCAAUUCUGACCUUACCAUUCGACAUGAUGUCAUCGGAAAAUAUAGCUUCCGAUAUAUUCCAAGGUUGUUUCGUUGUUACCUGUACUCUAUUCGCUUUCGCCGGAUUGGUAUGGUUAAGGGAACAAAUAUUACACGGCGGGGGACCGGAUUGGUUACAAAGAGACAACGUCAUCCAAGACGAACCUCCGAGAAUUUUAGAAAACAUCGCCGAGGAAUUAGCAGAAGACAACGCUCAAAUACAAGACGCAGGUCCUGUGGUUGAAAAUAAUCCCGAGCAACAGGAAGAAGGUGAUGUUAACGUAGGUGACGAUAACAAUUGGAUACCUAUGGAAUGGGAUAGAGCAGCCGAAGAGAUAACUUGGGAACGGUUGUUGGGUCUCGAUGGAUCUUUAUUAUUUUUGGAACACGUAUUUUGGGUUAUAUCGUUGAAUACUCUAUUUAUUUUGAUAUUCGCUUAUACGCCUUACCAUAUGGGACUCUUAACUUUAUCUCUGUUUAAUAUGAGAGAUGCGGCUGCUGCUAGUCAUUUUGAAGGUCUAUUAACAACUUUAGUAGGUUAUUGCGCAGUAGGUAUUUGGUUCAUAUUAUUACACAGAAUAGCAGCUUGGAUGAAUUUCAAUAAAACCAAAAGGAUAAUGGGACUGUGUUACGUGGUUGUAAAAGUAUCGAUGCUAAGUGUGGUGGAAAUCGGGAUAAUUCCGUUAGUCUGCGGAUGGUGGUUGGACAUCUGUUCGUUAACGAUGUUCGACGCCACUUUGAAAGAUAGAGAAAGUACAUUCCGUUCGGCCCCCGGUACUUCGAUAUUCAUCCACUGGUUGAUAGGGAUGGUGUACGUUUAUUAUUUCGCUUCGUUUAUUUUAUUACUAAGGGAGAUACUACGUCCGGGGGUGUUGUGGUUUCUACGUAAUUUCAACGAUCCCGAUUUCAGUCCGAUACAAGAGAUGAUCCAUCUACCGAUAUUGAAACACGUCAGGAAACUGCUUAUUUCGGCUGUUAUUUUCGGUAGCGCCGUUUUGUUGAUGUUGUGGUUACCUAUAAGGAUUUUGAAGGUGAUUUUACCUUCGUUUCUACCUUAUACGGUGUCUUUGAAUAAUAACGAUUCUCAAGUUAACGAAUUGUCUUUGGAACUGUUGUUGUUGCAAGUUAUACUGCCCGCGUUGUUGGAACAGUCGCACACCAGGAUAUGGUUGAAAGGUCUAGUGAGGAAUUGGUGUCGGGUUGUGGCGUGGGUUUUGAAUAUUCAUUCGUAUCUCUUGGGGGAUGACGAUAAAAAGGAGAAUCAAGAUGGAGAACAAGACGGAAACAAUCAACCCGAAGUUGGAGCCGGAUUGGGGGCGGUGCAUCAAGCUUUAUUGAUGAUGGAACCUCCAUCAGGUUUCCAACCGUACGUACGUCCAUCGUUUUUCGUAGCUCGACUCGUAGGUCUAUUACUAAGCAUCUGCGUAUCCUUAGUAAUAUCGAGUCUGAUAGCUUUGACGGUACCCGUAUGGUUAGGUCGAAGCGUAAUGUCUCUAUGGUUGGUAGGAGCCCCGCCACCGGCUCCCCAAAUCUCCACCACCGACGCCCAAACCGAAGUAAAAGUACACGAACUGUACACGGCGGCCUGCGGUUUGUAUCUGUGUUGGUUGGCCGCGCGGGCGGUUAGUCUAGUCCUGGGAUGGUUACCGCAGGGUAGGGCCGCCAUGAUGGACCGUCUAAAACAAUGGUGCAUACUAGGAUUGAAGACGAUAGUAGCCAGUACAAUCCUGCUAGGGAUAAUUCCGCUGUUGUUCGGUUUAUUGCUCGAAUUAGUGUGCAUCGUCCCGCUCAGAGUGCCGAUACACCAAACACCCAUUUUGUUUAUAUGGCAAGAUUGGGCCUUGGGGGUUCUGUAUACCAAAAUAGCUUGCGCUAUCACCAUGAUGGGUCCGGAUUGGUUUUUGAGAGCCGCCAUCGAGAGGGCGUAUCGAGAUGGUAUCCGCGACAUGAAUUUGACUUUUAUUUUCCGCGAACUAGCGGCUCCGGUCAUCGUCAGUUUCGGUUUGGCUUUGGCAACGCCGUACGUUAUCGCUUAUUCUUUGGUACCACUGUUUGUAACUAACGUCCAAUUGAGAAAUUUCGUCGCCAGGAGAUUGUAUCCUUUCCUACUUUUGGUGUUCGUCGUGGCCCUGAUCAUUCACUGUCAAAUUAGACAGUUCAGGAAGUUGUACGAACACAUCAAGAACGAUAAAUAUCUGGUGGGACAGCGGUUGGUGAAUUACGAUCAUAGAAAAAAGACCGGUUGAUACGACAAUCGCAUUUAUUAUAUUAUUCUAUGGACCGAUUUCGAACAUUCGAAAUGUGUAUUCUUAUUAAUACGACCGUCAGUCGAAAAAUUGUUGAUGUAAUAUAAGUGGAACUCUUAAAUUAUAUCAAAUCUAAGUUGGAAACAUAUUUACUACUUCUACUACCUCGAUAGACACCCUAUCUGGUCCUUCGAGUCAUCAGAUUCUUCGUAUCCGGCUCGAACGACCAGAUAGGGAGAUAAUUCUUCUUCUAGGGGACACACUGUAUAUUACCCUAACACCAUUACACGCAUUUCUUGCCGUAUCUGGUCCUUCGAGCUUUCUAUGGGUUCGUAUCAGGCUCGAAGGACCAGAUAGGACAUUAAUUGUGAUUGUUAGUAUUGUGGUAAUUGAGUAUGUGUCGAUUCGGUCUAAUUGUGGUACCAGUUUCUUGACAGGACACACUGUUUAUUACCCUAAUACCAUUACAUACAUUUCAUGUCGUAUUUGGUCCUUCGAGCUAGAUAUAAACGCAUAGAAGGCUCAAAGAACUAGUUAAGGGAAUAGUUCCUCUUUUAGAUGUCUUAUAGGACACACUGUAUAUUACCGUAACAGUAGUACACACAUUUCUUGCCGUAUCUGGUCCUUCGAGCCUUCUAUGGGUUUUUAUCCUGCUCGGAGGACUAGAUAGGACAAUAAUUGUGAUUAUUAGUAUUGUGGUGCUUGAGAAUGAUUUAAUUCGGUCUAAUUGUGGUUCUAGAUAUUGGAUAGGACACAUUGUAUACUACCCUAACUCCAUUACACACAUUUCAUGUCGUAUUUGAUCCUUCGAGCCGGAUAUAAACCCGUAGAAAGCUCUAUGGACCAGUUAAGACAUUAAUUCCUCUUUUAGAUGCCUUAUAGGACACACUAUAUAUUAUCGUAACAGCAGUAAACACAUUUCAUGCCGCAUCUGGUCCUUCGAGCCGAAAUAAAAUCAUAGAAGGCUCGAAAGACCAGAUAGGACAAUAAUUCUUCUAAAUGCGUAGUUUUCACUAUCGAACUAAAAAUAAACCUAUAGAAGGCUCGAAAGACCACAAAACGUGUUAAUUGUGAUUUUUAAUGUUACGGUAAUGCCUAAUUGUGAUUCUAUACGUUUGUCAAGAGACAAUAUUUAUUAUUACUACAAUCAUAAGUGGAAAUUACUACCUUAUCUGGUCCUUCGGGCCGGAUUCAAACCUAUAGAAAGCUAGGAAGAGUGGUAAAUGUGAUUUUUGGUGUUGUGGUACUAAAUUGUUUUCCUUUGUGUUUGAUUGAUCACGUUGUUUAUUACUACUAUGCUACAAAUGAAAAUUAUUCCCUUUCCUGGUCCUUCGAGCCGGAAAUGAAACCAUAAACGACUCGAAAGAGUCUUCUGAGCCUUCAGGAGGCUUCAAUCUGGUUCAGUGCACUUAAUAGGCGACAAUUGUGAGUGAUUAGACUGAAUGUUUACAAAAACUACGCCUACACUCAUGAUGAUUACCUUAUCUGGUCCUUCGAGCCGGAUAUGAAACCAUAACGACUCCAAAACCGAGAUAUUGUAAUAAUCGUGAGUGUUAGUGUUAUUUUAAUAUACAGCAGGUUUAAUUAGUCGCUUAAAAUCACAAUUAGACAAAUUGAACACACUAUUGAUCACCAAAAAACUAAAAGUCAUACUCAUUGUAGUCAAUUGAGCCUUCGAGAGGUUCAAAAGACUAAAUAAGGUGAUAAUAGUGGAUAAUUAGACGCCUAUGUUUACGAUUAUUACCCUAUCUGGUCCUUCGAGUCGGAUAUGAAUCUAAUGAAGGCUCGAAGGACCAGAAUGUGUGAUAAGUAUUGAUAUAAUGGUAGUAAAUAGUGUGUUGAGUGUACGCAAUCUAAUAAAAUUAAUUCCAAUGUCGUUUACUCAUUAUACUCUUAUCAAAAAUGGUAGUGUUGUAUUAAGGAAUUAAUUUUUUUUCAUCAAUUACGUUAAUUUUUGGGAAAAUUUUUAUUACACUUAUUGAAAUAAAUCAACUUUCUGUCAUUAAUUGGUCGUUAUUUUUUGGUUUUGACUUUUGGCUGCACCCCAAAAUUGUUUAUUUCCGAUAUUUUAUAUUAUACAGGGGUAAAAUAAUUUUUUGUGGUUACAAAUGGAAAACGUUUUAGUUUCUCUAUGAUUUUUAAUAAAAUAAAUGGUUUUUGGUGUAUUAAAAGUUUGUUCAAAUAUAUACAGUGUGGCUAAAAAUCAGUUUCCUUUUAGUGCUUCAGUUGACUUUAAAAAUACUAUAGAAAAAAAAAUUGUAGUAGAUUCGAAUUUUAUCAAACAUUCGUAAAUAUUUUUAUGAAUAAAUUUAUAAAUAUUUUAUUUUUUUGAAUUUUUGGGAUAUAAAUAAAUGUAUUGGGCCAAAUUUUGAAUGUAGUAAUAUAGUAAUAUUUUCAAGAACCACUUAUUGGAAUAUUAGUUUAGUUUUUCAAUUCAUAAUAAUUGUUUCUGUAUAUAAAAUAAUUUAUUUUUAUUGAUUAAAAAAAUUUUCAUCGACAA